GAAAACAGCAUGUCCCCUUGGCUGCUUGGGACUGGGCUGAUGCUUCUGAGCCUAGUGGUUUCUGCUAGGAGCCAGAAGACAGAACCCCUAAGUGGCUCUGGGGACCAACCACUCUUCCCUGGAGCCAAUCGACAUGACUUUGCCAUCAUGAUCUCUCCAGGAGGCACAGAGUGUUUCUGGCAAUUUGCCUACCAGAAUGGCUAUUUCUAUUUCAGCUAUGAGGUUCAGAGGACACUUGGAAUGUCACAUGACCGGCACGUUGCUGCCACUGCACAUACCCCACAGGGUUUCCUCAUAGGUACCUCCCAGGAUGUUCGGGGCCAGAUUAACUUUGCUACCCAAGAAACAGGUUUUUAUCAGCUGUGUUUAAAAAAUGACCAAAAUCGCUUUGGUUCAGUGCAAGUUUACCUCAACUUUGGAGUCUUCUAUGAGGGGCCAGAGAUGGAUCACAAAGAGCAUCAGAGGAAACAACUGAAUGACACUCUGGAUGCAAUUGAGGUGAGCACACGUAAGGUGCAGAACAAUGUCUUUCACAUGUGGCGUUUCUACAACUUUGCCCGGAUGAGGAAGGUAGCUGACUUUUUCCUUCUUCAGUCAAACUAUGCCUAUGUGAACUGGUGGUCCAUGGCUCAAAGCCUUGUUAUUGUUCUUUCUGGGGUCCUGCAGCUGUAUUUCUUGAAGCGUCUUUUCAAUGUCCCUACUACUGACACAAAGAAGCCAAGAUGUUAAGUGGCCAUAGCAUCUGUCAAAGCUUUGCUCAGUAACUUUAUUACUAGGAAAAAAAAUCAAUUUAAAAGCUUUUGUCUAUUAUGUUCAUCAAUAAAAAUAACAUGGCAAUAGUUUUAAGUGUAAAAGUUC
This is a messenger RNA of Jaculus jaculus (lesser Egyptian jerboa), 858 nucleotides long. RefSeq names its product transmembrane p24 trafficking protein 6 (gene Tmed6). NCBI's taxonomy places the organism in Eukaryota, Metazoa, Chordata, Mammalia, Rodentia, Dipodidae. The record is from RefSeq and is a predicted model, not a curated record. Gene Ontology annotation, cellular component: endoplasmic reticulum-Golgi intermediate compartment; Golgi apparatus; endoplasmic reticulum. The transcript is spliced from 4 exons. Gene Ontology annotation, biological process: endoplasmic reticulum to Golgi vesicle-mediated transport; Golgi organization; intracellular protein transport. The coding region runs from base 10 to 729 and encodes 239 amino acids.